AUGACUGACAUAGCCCCAACUCCAUCCCCUAAAUAUCCUAUAGCCGACAACCCUCUUUUCAUGGCAGGGAAGGGAGGUAUGCAGCUAACGCCACAGAGAAGAACUAAAAAGGCCACAUAUAUCACACUAGCUGAGGUGGUAGGAGUGGAGGGAAAAAAUCCUGUCACACAGCUGACAGAAGGUAAAAUCCCAACCCUUAUGCAGAGGUUCCAAUAUGGGCAAAUGAGGCAUAUCUUGACGGCACAGGGCCUUUCUGGCUUGACACCAAGAGAUCCAACCAGGUUUGAGAGGUUAUGCUUGGGAGAUAAAUCACCCCCUAAACAGACUUCAUUAUGUUACAAACUACUACAGACCCAG
Messenger RNA from Pelobates cultripes (western spadefoot toad), 357 nucleotides. The record is from the annotation of a GenBank genome assembly. NCBI's taxonomy places the organism in Eukaryota, Metazoa, Chordata, Amphibia, Anura, Pelobatidae.